This is a messenger RNA of Cloeon dipterum, 1740 nucleotides long. RefSeq names its product tafazzin, phospholipid-lysophospholipid transacylase (gene Taz). Gene Ontology annotation, biological process: inner mitochondrial membrane organization; cardiolipin acyl-chain remodeling. The record is from RefSeq and is a predicted model, not a curated record. Gene Ontology annotation, cellular component: mitochondrial membrane. The transcript is spliced from 5 exons. Gene Ontology annotation, molecular function: 1-acylglycerophosphocholine O-acyltransferase activity. Bases 322 to 1134 code for a protein of 270 amino acids. Lineage: Eukaryota; Metazoa; Arthropoda; Insecta; Ephemeroptera; Baetidae.
AUCAAACCAACCACAAUCCACACACACCGUAUGAAGGAUUUCUUCCGUUCACUUAACACGUUUUAUUAAUGGGAGGUCAUCAAGUUGCGGGUUUGAUAAUAUCGAUCCGUCACUUCCCGACAAACAGCAAAACGCUUUACCGUGUCCGCGACUUAUUUUAUUCCUAGUCAGCACAUGGAUUCCCAAAGGCUGUGCACAGGCAAUCUGGUCAGAAUCACAAGACUGACCAGAAGCUAGCGCUCACUGACCCAAAUUUUAGAGGACCAUUAGCUGUUGUCACUUAUCAAAGAGGAAGAACUGCACGCUGGUCUUAUUUUAAAAAUGAGUAACAACAACAUUAGCACUGACUGGAUGUUUCCAAUUCUUCGGCAGCCGCCACAAUAUUGGAAACCGUUCAGCACCCUCACUCUUUCUUCUGUUGGACUCAUCAGCAAAGUUCUUAUCGGUGCUCUGAAUACUCGAAAAAUAUUUAACAAAGACAAACUUAUUGCGGCUCUGGAAGGCAGGCCAAAAAAUGUACCUCUCAUCACUGUGUCUAAUCACCAUUCUUGCGUCGAUGACCCUGGUCUGUGGGGAGCAAUGCUCAAAGGCUGGCGUCAUUUGUGCGACAGGAAAGUGAUGCGGUGGAGUUUGGCUGCCCACGACAUUUGUUUCACCAACAAAAUUCACUCAUACUUUUUCAUGAUGGGCAAAUGCAUUCCUGUUGUAAGGGGUGCUGGCGUUGAACAGGAGGCUCUCAAAUUUUGCUCGGAAAAGUUGUGCGAAGGUCAGUGGGUGCACGUAUUUCCUGAAGGACUGGUGAACAUGACUCAGGAGCCAAUGAGGAUCAAGUGGGGCGUCGGAAAGCUGGUUUGGGACUCCCCGAUCGAGCCCAUAGUAAUCCCACUUUGGCACGUGGGAAUGGAGAAGAUUCUGCCCAACACACCUCCAUACCGUCCAAGAACUGGCCAGAAGGUGACGAUUAAUGUUGGAGAUCCCAUUCAGCUAAGCGGACUGCUGCAUUCUCUACGGAAUUCGCAGACUGACAUGGUCAGUGCCAGAAAGGCAAUCACUGACGAAAUCCAAGAUAAGCUUUUAGCGUUACAACCGAUCACUGAGAAGCUGCACUUGGAAUGGACGUAUGGACGUAGUUAAGUAAUUUUUGCUAGUUCCAUCUCCUUUAGAGACUAAAUUGAAUCGCAGGUUCAAUCAAAUUAAUGCAUUAAUCUCAAGUAAUCAAUUUGAUUUCUUGAUUUUGAAAGAAAAAGUAUAUUAUGAUGUAUUGGAACGUUUUUGGUUCCACAUUUUGCUCAAUAUCAUUUUGGUUCUUAGUUCAGAAAAAUACGUUUUAGCGCUUUUUUCUAUGAUAUUUUUAAUAUUAUCUUUGUUAAUAUGAAUUAUUGAGUGAAAGGAACGAGGUGCCUUGAAUGAUAAUGAUCCUUUCACAUUUCUUUUGGUGCGAGACGAUUUUUGCAUUGAUGACUUUGUCUUUUGCGAGCGGGAAAUCUCGCAAUCUCCAAAUCGGGACAUUCCCAACGCGAGCGCGUCUGGGUCGGGUCUUCCUAUAAGCCUGCUGCUUCACUUGAGUGAUUAGAAUCCCACUGAUUUUUGUACUUACUUAGAUAAGCGUCCUCAAGAGAAUUUAACAAACCAAAUUUUACUGCCUUAGAUGAAAACUUGCGUAGGAUGCUUUCAAAUCGUUGUUGAAGUUUUAUACUGUUACGGCCAAAUAAAACUGUUGAAUUUCUUAAUUGAACCAAA